AUGGGUCAGCGAACAUUGAUCUAUAGCUUUGUUGCACGGGGCACCGUUAUAUUAGCCGAGUACACUGAAUUUUCAGGGAAUUUCACCAGCAUAGCAUCCCAAUGCUUGGAGAAGCUGCCUGCAUCAAAUAACAAAUUCACUUACGAUUGUGAUGGCCAUACCUUUAAUUACCUUGUGGAAAAUGGAUUUACCUACUGCAUUGUUGCUGCUGAUUCUGCUGGCAAGCAAGUUCCAAUUGCCUUUCUAGAGCGCAUGAAGGAUGAUUUUAACAAGAGAUAUGGAGGGUCGAAAGCUUCAACUGCAGGUGCCAAUAGCCUGAAAAAGGAAUUUGGGCCAAAAUUGAAAGAGCACAUGAAGUACUGCAUUGAUCAUCCUGAAGAAAUUGACAACCUUGCUAAAGCCAAGGCUCAGGUUUCGGAAGUAAAGGGAGUGAUGAUGGGAAACAUUGAGAAGGUUCUUGACCGUGGAGAGAAGAUUGAGAUUCUUGUUGAUAAGACUGAUAAUCUCCGGUCACAGAUCGUUUUUCUGGCUUUCAUUGACGUGGUUCGUAUUUUCUGUUCGAGUUUUAGGCACAGGAUUUUAGGACACAAGGGACGAAGAUGA
Molecule: messenger RNA, 603 nt
Organism: Fraxinus pennsylvanica
Lineage: Eukaryota; Viridiplantae; Streptophyta; Magnoliopsida; Lamiales; Oleaceae
Source: the annotation of a GenBank genome assembly